AUGAGCGGUGGAAUGUAUGCGGGAGACGAGGUCGGGGCUAUUGUCUUCGACGCUGGCUCCCAUUCGUUCCGAUGCGGAUUCGCCGGGGAGGAGUUUCCGACGAGCGACAUUUCUUCUUCAAUUGGCGUCGAUGAAGCAGUUGCAAUGGAGACCGACGACACGUCCAUCACGAAGCGCGAGCGCAAGAUCUACAUCGGGACCACCAAGAAUAUCGUGCCCAGGGCGAAUUGUGAGAUCAAGAACUUCAUGAGCGACGGAAUGAUCGAAGACUGGGACCUUUUCGAAGAAAUGAUGAACUACGCCUACAAGGACGCAUUGCGAACAGACUCCUCGGACCAUCCUGCCCUCUUUUCCGAAAGCGCGUGGAACGACAAGGCGAAACGUGAAAAGCUAACCGAGCUGGCCUUCGAAAAGUACAACGUGCCCGCCUACUUCUUGGUCAACAACGCCGUUCUCGCCGCCUUUGCAAAUGGGCGCACGAGUGGCCUUAUCGUGGACAGUGGCGCUACACAGACCUCCGCUGUGCCGGUUUUUGACGGAUACGCGGUUAAGCAUGCAAUCGUUCGAUGUCCGUUGGGCGGCGAUAUGAUCAGCGAACAGAUCGAAAAGGCCAAGGAGGAAGUGAACGAGGGUGAGCCAGCAAAAUGGACCGAGAAGGCUAACCUGCCAGCCGUUACGGAGAGUUAUGACAAGUUCAUGAGGAAACUGCUCCUCCAAGACAUGGCGGCAUCAGUCCUGCAACUUUGCGAUGUGCCCAUCGACCCGGAAUCCGCCGAAAAGCUGCCCUCCUCCCCAUAUGCUUUCCCGAAUGGUUUCCACAAGUAUUUGCGUGAUGUUGACACCUCCUCGCUCAUGAAUGUCAGCCACCUUGCCUGGAGCUCCUGCGGGAUGUGCGAUGUCGAUAUGCGACCGAGCAUGUACCAAAACGUUCUCGUGACUGGCGGCAACUCGUUGAUUCUUGGAUUCACUGAACGACUCAGCCACGACCUGUCGCAAAAAUGCCCGCCGAGCGCUCGCAUCCGAUUGUCAGCGCCUCCAACUUCUAUGGAGCGUCGCUUCGGCCCCUGGAUCGGCGGCUCAAUUUUGGCCUCCGUGGGCACCUUCCAACAAAUGUGGAUCAGCAAGACCGAGUACGAGGAGAGCGGCCGGUCCAUCGUCGACAAGAAAUGCCCG
Molecule: messenger RNA, 1173 nt
Organism: Mesorhabditis spiculigera
Lineage: Eukaryota; Metazoa; Nematoda; Chromadorea; Rhabditida; Rhabditidae
Source: the annotation of a GenBank genome assembly